ACAAAAUAAUAUAUUAUCAGAUGAUUUACCUAUAUAGCGCAUCGAAAUUAUUAUUUUAUUUAUUUUACGGGGCCAUUAACUCUGAAAAUAUGGUUAUUGUAUUAUUAUAGUGUUGUAAAUAACGAAGAUUUAAGUUUUAGGGUUAUUGUGUGCUGAUUUUCGUUUCGGAAUUUAUAAUUUUCUGGUGCAGUUUUAACAGCGGUUCAACCGUGCGUAUUAUAGGUGUGUUUUAUAAUAACCACAGGAAGUUAGUACUUAUCGAACGUUUUCUAAAUCAAGAUGGCCAACUUAUUCAUACUAUAGAAUGCUUUAAUAGUUUUAUGCCACUAUGUACUUGAAGCGUCAACUAUUGAAAAAGAUUAAGGUCAGAAACAAAACGGUGCUACCGCAAUAAUGCAACAAUCAUGAUCGACGUACCGAACGUAAAAGAUAAAUAUUAUAUUACUUACGGAAUGUUUUACUUAUUGGGGAUUCUCACUUCGAUCCCGAACUAUUUUUUUAUCACUGCUAGCAGGUACUGGAUGUACAAACUCAGACCCCUACCGGACCCGAGCGAGGUAAUGCCAGGUCCUGGACCCCCAAAAGAGAGAAACGUUUUACAAGCCAGUUUUCCCUCGUGUUACUUUAUCACUAUACAAAUUUCCCUGGUGGUUUUUAUCUUUUUGACUGCGACUUGCUCGAAGAAACUGCCGCCGCCCGAUAAAAGGAUUUCGGCCGCCCUAUGGUGCUCUUUGGUGUUUUAUGUCGUUAAUUUGAUAUUUUGCCAACUGGUCACCGAUAAGUUUCAGCUCGCCUUUUUCUUCCUGGUGCUACUGAUUGUAUGCUGUCUAGGAGUAUGCGGGGCCGUAAUUUUAAUAAGCCUUUUCGAAAUGAUACGAAAAUUCCCCUCGCAAUACUACGCGGCCAUAUUAACGGGGCAGCCGUUAAGUGCGGCCAUAUCAGCGGUGAUACAAAUCCUCACAAUUAUAUAUACCGACAAUCCAAUAUCGCAGGGCACCAUUUUUUUCACCAUAGGUUCUUUAUUGGUGUUGUGCACCAUAGCGGUCUAUUGGUUCUCGAAACGAAACUCCCAAUAUUUCAUCUAUAAUACCGGGAACGAUAUAAGCGUUGAUGUUCAGCAACCGCGCGAACGCAAACAUUUAGUUUUGCACAUUUGGAGGGUGGUAAAAUCGUCGCCGGCGCAGGUUAAAGUUUGCUUGGGAGCGUUGGUUUUGGUGGUGAUGGUCUCUUCUACCGUUUAUCCAGGUUUUAUGUCGUUAGUUGUCGCACAGGAGAGCACUGGAAGGACCGAUAACGAAUGGGCAGAGAUAUACUUUGUACCAGUAAUCACCUUUUUAGUAGGAAGCCUUUUCGACUUGAUAGGAAGACUUUUAGCAGCAAAGCUUCAAAGGCCAAAAAACUUGAUGGUCAUCACUUUGAUAGCAGUGGCUCGAUUCGCCUUUAUACCUUUAAUGAUUUUAUGUAACGCCCAACCGAGAAUGCGCAUUCCGGUGGUGUUUUACGAUCUGCCUUACGUCAUUUUCACCAUAGCGUUUGCCUUCUCUAACGGACACAUGAUCAAUUUAUGCGUCUUACUCGUAUCGGAAAAGGCCGAAUCCGUAGAGGAAAAACGCGAUAUAACGAUAGUGGCUGUGAUAUUGGCGGUGCUUGCCGCAGCGCUGAGUUCCUUCUUCAGUUUAAUACUUGUAUAUUCUUUGUAGCUGAGAAAUCUCAACGAGUAAGCAGAGAGACUAUAUAUAUUUUUUUUUAAUUCUGGUAAAAGCUUUAACUGUUCAGUAUUACUCCCUAAUAAUAGUAAGAAUAAACGCCAAUGAUUUGGUUAAUUAAU
Molecule: messenger RNA, 1828 nt
Organism: Anthonomus grandis grandis
Lineage: Eukaryota; Metazoa; Arthropoda; Insecta; Coleoptera; Curculionidae
Product: equilibrative nucleoside transporter 1-like
Exons: 9
Coding region: 405-1700 (431 amino acids)
Biological process (GO): nucleoside transmembrane transport
Cellular component (GO): plasma membrane
Molecular function (GO): nucleoside transmembrane transporter activity
Source: RefSeq, a predicted model, not a curated record